Messenger RNA from Paramuricea clavata, 436 nucleotides. The record is from the annotation of a GenBank genome assembly. Lineage: Eukaryota; Metazoa; Cnidaria; Anthozoa; Malacalcyonacea; Plexauridae.
AUGCGAUACUUGGCGACCUUCGUCGUCUCGCAAGUCUUAUGUAAACGACGACUUCGAUAUAAUUCAUCUUGAUUUUUCCUCUGUCGUCACAGGACCAUGUGUGAUCGACUCAGUUUUCCGUUGGGCGGAUGGUUAUAUUUAUUUCUUUGCUGGAGGAAGUUACUAUCGUUACGACGAAAUAUCACGUGGUAUUGAUCCCGGCUAUCCACAAGCAAUUACCGAGCACUGGCGAGGUGUUCCGAACAAUAUCGACGGUGUAUUUCGUUAUGCAAAUGGUAUUACGUAUUUCUUCAAGGGAUCAGAAUAUUACAGAUUUAAUGACAGCAAACUUCAAGUUGAUUCGGGGUAUCCUAAGAAAAUCAAGGAAUUUUGGAAAGGAAUACCAAAUGGUAUUGAUGAUGUCAUAAGGUAUUUCAAUAUCCUUUUGUUAAACUAA